Molecule: messenger RNA, 1887 nt
Organism: Sorghum bicolor (sorghum)
Lineage: Eukaryota; Viridiplantae; Streptophyta; Magnoliopsida; Poales; Poaceae
Product: probable cysteine protease RD19D
Exons: 2
Coding region: 455-1576 (373 amino acids)
Cellular component (GO): lysosome
Molecular function (GO): cysteine-type endopeptidase activity
Source: RefSeq, a predicted model, not a curated record
UUUCCUCCUGUUUCCUCUUUGUUUUACCUCUACUACAGCCUCCAUGAUUCAAAACCAGGUUAGACUUUAUUUGGAUGUUGUCAGAUUCAUCUCAAUCCAUCUAUAUUAAAGUGGAUUAAGGUGGAAUUUAGUUUAAAUUUUACUUUAAUCCACCUCAAUAUAUAUAAAUUGAUGUGAAUCUGACUACAUCCAAACAAGGCCUUACGCAGAAGUAAUGGACGAACAGAACUGUGACUUUCAGACGUCGUGGCGCCGAACCAAACGCCCAAAGCGACCAAAGACCAACGCACACGCACGUGUCGCUCGGCGCCGUCGCCGCCGUUCCGCGAGGCGACAGGCGUCGACCUCUCCCGCCUGCAUGGCUGCCACUUCGAUCGCCUCCCUCGCUUAUUGACUAACGACGCCCGCCUGCCUCAGCAGUCAGCACACUCGACCGCCAAAGAAUCUCGCCGCCAUGGCGUCCCAGCUUGCCGUCCUCCUCAUCCUGCUCCUGCCACUCGCCGGCGCGUCCACCGACGACGGGUUCAUCCGGCAGGUGACGGAUGGUCGUCGUUCCCGCGCUGGCGCGGGCGCCCUAGGGCUGCUCCCGGAGGCGCAGUUCGCGGCGUUCGUGAGGCGGCACGGGCGGCGGUACUCCGGGCCCGAGGAGUACGCGCGUCGGCUGCGCGUGUUCGCGGCCAACCUGGCCCGCGCGGCGGCGCACCAGGCGCUGGACCCGACCGCGCGCCACGGGGUCACGCCCUUCUCCGACCUCACGCGGGAGGAGUUCGAGGCCCGCCUCACGGGCGUGCGCGCCGGCGCCGGCGGGGACGUCCAGCGGCUCGUGAUGAGUGGCGCGCCGGCCGCCCCGCCGGCGUCGCAGGAGGAGGUGUCCCGGCUGCCCGCCAGCUUCGACUGGCGCGACAAGGGCGCCGUCACCGGCGUCAAGAUGCAGGGCGCGUGCGGGUCGUGCUGGGCGUUCAGCACGACGGGCGCCGUGGAGGGCGCCAACUUCCUCGCCACGGGGAAGCUCCUCGAGCUCAGCGAGCAGCAGCUGGUCGACUGCGACCACACGUGCAGCGCGGUGGCGCAGAACGAGUGCAACAACGGCUGCGCCGGCGGGCUGAUGACGAACGCGUACGCGUACCUGAUGAAGUCCGGCGGGCUGAUGGAGCAGCGGGCGUACCCGUACACGGGCGCGCCGGGGCCGUGCCGCUUCGACCCGGCGAAGGCCGCCGUCCGCGUGGCCAACUUCACCGCGGUGCCGGCCGGCGACGAGGCCCAGAUCCGCGCGGCGCUGGUCCGGCGCGGUCCCCUCGCGGUGGGGCUCAACGCGGCGUUCAUGCAGACGUACGUGGGCGGGGUGUCGUGCCCGCUCCUCUGCCCGCGCGCGUGGGUCAACCACGGCGUGCUCCUCGUCGGCUACGGCGCGCGCGGCUUCGCGGCGCUGCGGCUGGGCUACCGCCCCUACUGGAUCAUCAAGAACUCGUGGGGAGAGCGGUGGGGGGAGCAAGGGUACUACCGCCUCUGCCGCGGCAGCAACGUAUGCGGCGUCGACAGCAUGGUCUCCGCCGUCGCCGUGGCGCCGGUGCCGUGAACCAACCCAAACCACCGGGGCCGGGCCGGUGGCCAGGGUGUAUUAGUGGAACGGUAGUUCCGGACGUGGCAUGGUAUUGUUGAUGCAGUAUAUAUGUACAAGCGAAUAACAACACUGAUACGUAUCCGUUUGGCGCAGCUUUGGCUCAACUUUCAUCGGCAUAGCUUAGCUCAACUUCAGGGGUGAAGCAGUUUUUUUUUUCCUUUCAACAAUCAACUUUACCAGUGAAGCUAAAGAUGUUUCAGUGAAACUAAAGAUGUUAUGAUGAAUCAUUUGGUAAAACAAUUCUAUAUAUCGAGUCUUUACAGUCC